Messenger RNA from Taeniopygia guttata (zebra finch), 3278 nucleotides. The record is from RefSeq and is a predicted model, not a curated record. Lineage: Eukaryota; Metazoa; Chordata; Aves; Passeriformes; Estrildidae.
GUUCCCAGGAACCAAAAUGGGCCAGACCGAACCAGCUCUGCCCCAACCCGGGCUGCUCCGGAGGGAGCAGAGCCUCGGGAACGCGGGGCCGCGGCAGACCGCCCUGAGGCGCCCCUGGCCCGCCCUGAGGAGCCACCGACCCGCCCUGCGGCUGGCGGGCACGGGGCUCGGGGCGGGCGCUCCCCGGCUCCGUUGCCCGGCAGCGGCCGCAGCGCCGCGAUGGAGGCGGCCGAGCGGCGGCGGCUGCGGCGGGAGGCGGCCGAGUAUUACCGAGGGCAGCGGGUGCCGGAGCGGAUGGAGGACGUGCUGAACGCCCUGUUCCCGCUGCCCCCCGCGGAUCUCUACGGGGAGCUGGCUAACUACUUUUCUAAAUUUUCAAAAGCUCCAGUAAUAUGCAAAUUAGUUGGAAAAAAAGUUCUUGAUGGAGUUGGUCAGCCAACAUUAGAAGUGGAAAUAUACUGUACAGUUAAAAACUAUGAGAAGAGGAUUUGUUCCACUGUAAUGGCUACUCAUUCUCAAAUACCUGAAAAUGCUUUACCUGAAACAAUUGAAGCUGAUGCGAAAGAAAGAAAUUACUCUGUUCAUACUGCUGUGCAAUGGGUCAAUGAAGCACUGAACACAAUGUUAAGGGACUUGGACCCUACUGACCAGUGUCAAGCUGAUAAGAUGCUUGGGGAAUAUUUUGCAAACAAGAUAGAAGAAAAAAAGAAAAUUGAAAAGGAAGAAGAAGAAAAAAAAAAGGCAGAAGAAGCAGCAAAAGCCACUCAUGCCUCUCCUUCGUGCCCUUCAGCCUCACCACCUAAGCAAAAAAAGGGAGGAAAAACAGGAAAGAAGGUGUCAGCAGAAGUGAAUCCCAUCCCACCUGCAGAAGCUGCUGAACCAGUGCUGCCUGGCAGCUUGGCCAUUGGGGGAGCAUCACUUGCCAUAGCAAAGGCUGGGGCCACCAUUAGCCGUGUCCCGUUGUACUUACACACUGCACUGCUGAAACACAAUCAGGAGUCACCUAAAGAAAUGACUCUACCACUCCCAAUGGUAACUGUGUUGAACUGUGAGAAAAAAUUACCUACAAAACUGAAAUUAGUCAAAGAAGUUAUGCUUAUACCACCAGUUGAGUUAUCACUCCAGCAGGGCAUAGAAAGAGUUCUGGAUAUUCAGAAAGAAAUCACAAGUCUCUUUGAGUCUCCAGCCAAAAGGCUUGGUUCACAAGGAGACACUAGGAAAGGGAAACGACAAAAGGCUCCGCCACCACCCUUAAAAAGAAUAUCACAUUUAGGCUGCCUGACAAUAGGAUAUGAUAAUCUAGAACAACUGCUACUCCAAUUGCAAACAGCUUGCAACAAUAUAGGUCUGGAGCUGGGAAUAGACAUGUACUUAGCAAUAAAUUUUGCUGCUCAUGAAUUAAUGGAUUAUGGUAAAGGAAAAUACGAAAUACUCACUGGAACAUUCAAAACUCCUGAUGAAAUGGUUGCCAUGUAUGUGGAAAUGAUUGAUAAUUUUCCUUUUAUUAUUGCAUUAAUAGAUCCCUUAAGAAAAGAGGACAGAGACCAGUGGAGUAGCAUCUGUUGUUCCCUUGGUUCCAAAUGUUACCUGAUUGCCGAAGAUGCUGCCACGCAAAUUUCCAAACUCACAACCAACCAAAACAUAAACAUAGCAAUGUGCAGUGGUGUUGUCCUAAAAUACACGAACCAAACCAAGGUGUCAGACCUCAUAGAACUCACUGGAGUUCUGGACGGUCAAAGACGUGUUACCAUAUUAGGAAGUCCAGAUAGAGAAUCUUCAGAUGAGAGCCUCGUGGAUCUGGUGAAGCAAAACUUGAAUUUGUUGAGUUUGCUGAAGACUUACAGCCAGAACAACUUCCUGAUGUGCUUCCUGCCCCAGAGCAGGAUUAGCUGUCUCCACAGCUCUCAGCCAGCCCUGCAGAUUCACAGCCUGCCUGCCCAGCUCCCAGAAAACAGCACAUUAACCAAGGCUGUCAUCAUUACUCUGGGAUAAAUUUCUAAGAAAAAACAUUUUACUAAGAAAAUGUUACAUAUUUACAUUUAUCUCAUAUUAACUAUUUAAUAGUUAAUAUUUAUUUAUGUCACAUAUUAACUAUUCAUAAAUACAUUUUUUUUCAAGCAGUUCAGCCAAAUAGCUCUAAGAGAUUUCAAAUACUGGCUUCUCUUUUCCCAGGGCCCAUUGCCUUCAGCUGAAACCAAAUUAACUGAGCAGUGACUAUAGUCUGAAAAUACCAUAAAAUUCUGUGCUGCAUUUACAAAUUGACAAAACAAACACUACUUUGUUAAGUCCAAAACUAAAUGUUUGUUUUGAGAAAAUCAGAAUCUCCCUCCAUACAAAGAGCAAGCAGUUGACAAACAGUAAAAAAAAAAAAAACCAAACACAAACAGAACACCACAUUUUACAAAAAAUAAAACCAAAAAAAAGGGCUUGAGUGUUAUGCUGCUCCAUCCCCCCCACCCCCUCAGUGCUGCUCUGAGAUCUAACCUGCAAAGGAGAUUUUGCUCCACUUGUAGCCCUCAAAAAAAGUGCAAACCCCAAAUGUUGGGCAUGGAGCUGUGACUGGCAUCAGUGAGUAACAAGUCAAUUCCACAAGGUCUGGGAAACUUGUCAGGAGUCUUUUUAAUAAGCAACAAUGGAAAGUUGAAGAAAUAAUUUAUGUUCUAGGUAACAAAACAGUUUAAGUAAAAGAAAUGCUUCUUGAAAAACUUCUGGGUUUUGCAUAAUUUGAAAAUCUGAACAUAUAAUACAGCAGCAAUAAUUUCAGGAAAAAAUACAUAUAUGAAAUUUUGCAUUUUAAGUUCAGUGUAACAGAUAACUAAAUAAAAAAUUAACAGCCAGAACCAACUGCCCUCAAGAAAUGAAAAUAUCAAUGAGAGACAAAUUUCCGCAAGUUUAUGAACUGUAUGCAAUUCAGUCAUUAGAUCAAGUCCAAGAUUUUCGUAGCAAACAUGCAAAAACCACCAAAAUAGAUGUGAAACCACCACACUCAUUACUAUCAUUUUAUUUUUAGGAAAAGCACCAGACAGUUGCAUGCAGAGCCAAACCAACAAACUCAGAACAUUCAUCCUUCAAUACUAUCACUGUUUCAAAUAAUUAAAUAAAAAAGAAUCCAAGUGCAUUCAAGUACGUGCCCACCCAAUUUCAGUUACACCAAUCUUUAGGUAAAUCCCUGAUUCCAUUUGUUCAUUAUAAAAGAAUGAGAUACUGUGCUGAAUUUAAAGAGACUGCACUGGAAUGUGAAUUGGCAGUGGAGCAAAUCAAUGAUGUUCCUAUCUCAC